CUCGUGCUCUGUUUUCGACGAAUGCCGCCUUUGUUGCCUUUAACGUGCUGUACAGAAAUAACUCCGUUUAGGACGCACGCGGCCAGCAGGGGACUCACUCCAGCUAAUCAUUUCAACAAAUGGCACCUGUUGGGUUCAAAGGAAAAGCCGGGAGGCCACCCAACUGCUGUAUCCUGCUUCGCUCAAAACUCCAGUUCGACAACUGUAAGAAACUGAAAAGAAACAGGUGUGGGCGAUAGCUGCUCUUCAUAUUUAGCCUUAAGAGCAACACCCAUUCUGAAACAUGCGUCUGUUCCUACGCCGGCGUAUGUCCCCCCUGAAACUGGUGCUCCUUGGGGGGACUCUCUUCAUGGUGGUCCUAGUGGUUCUCCAGAGGGACGUUGGCUCCUCGCCUGCUGGUGACCCCUGGUUUCAGGAGCUGGUGGACAAGAAGGAUAAGGUGAUCGUCAUGGUACGAGAGGCUGUUAACAACAUUGGCUUCCAGAUCGGUGCUCCGCAGAAUCCACCACCAUUACAGGUGCAGCCCACCCAGGAUGCCAAAUGCCCUGCUGGAUUCUACACUCAGGCUGAGCUCAAACCUCACCUAGAGAGACUGCCUCAGGACCCCAAAAGCCCCGGGGCUGAUGGGAAGGCGUUUCAGAAAGACAACAUGUCCCCAGAGGAAGGUCAGGAGAAGGAGGAGGGUAUGAAGCGGCACUGUUUCAACCAGUUUGCCAGUGACCGCAUCUCACUCAGCCGUAGUCUUGGCGACGACACAAGGCCUCCAGAGUGCGUGGAGAGAAAGUUUCGUCGCUGUCCUCCUCUGCCUACCACCAGUGUUAUUAUUGUCUUCCACAAUGAGGCUUGGUCCACCCUCCUCAGGACGGUCUACAGCGUCCUGCACACAUCUCCUGCUUUCCUGCUCAAAGAGAUCAUCUUGGUAGAUGACGCCAGUGUUGCAGAGCACCUCAAGAGCCAACUGGAGGAAUAUGUGCGUCAGCUGAAGAUUGUCCGCGUAGUGAGGCAGCUGGAGAGGAAGGGCCUCAUCACUGCCAGGCUGCUGGGUGCCAGUAUCGCUCAGGGCGAAGUGCUAACCUUUCUCGACGCACACUGUGAGUGUUUCCAUGGUUGGCUAGAGCCCCUGUUGGCCCGCAUUGUUGAGGAACCCACUGCUGUGGUUAGUCCAGAGAUCACCACCAUUGACCUCAACACCUUUCAGUUCAACAAGCCUGUGGCCUCCAACCGCGCUUUUAACCGAGGGAACUUUGACUGGAGCCUGUCCUUCGGCUGGGAAGCAAUCCCUGAGGAUGCGAAGAAGCUGCGCAAGGAUGAAACCUACCCUGUAAAAACACCUACUUUUGCUGGAGGUCUCUUUUCAAUCUCAAAGAAGUACUUUGAACACAUUGGAACGUACGAUGACAAGAUGGAGAUCUGGGGCGGUGAAAACGUGGAGAUGUCAUUCAGGGUGUGGCAGUGUGGGGGUCAGCUCGAGAUCCUCCCUUGUUCCGUGGUGGGCCAUGUCUUCCGCACCAAGAGCCCCCACACCUUCCCCAAGGGCACAGAGGUCAUCACUCGCAACCAGGUGCGCCUGGCUGAAGUCUGGAUGGAUGACUACAAGAAGAUCUACUAUCGCCGCAACAAGAAUGCUGCAGUUAUGGCCAGCGAGAAUAAGUUUGGGGACAUCUCUGAUCGCCUGAAUCUGAGAGAGAGGCUUCAGUGCAAGAACUUCACCUGGUACUUAAACACAGUCUACCCAGAGGCCUUUGUUCCUGACUUGACCCCACUAAAAUAUGGAGCAAUUAGAAACUCGGGAUCUAAAACCUGUCUGGAUGUUGGAGAGAGUAACAUUGGAGAUAAACCUAUGAUCAUGUACCAGUGUCACAACAUGGGAGGAAACCAGUACUUUGAAUACUCAUCUCAUAAGGAGCUGCGUCAUAAUAUUGGAAAGCAGCUGUGUCUUCAUGCCACACCCCAGCCAGAGCCAGUGACGAUCAAGCUAUGCCAGCUGAAAGGGAAGGGCACUAGUGUGGCACCACAACAGGAGUGGGUCUUUUCAGAGGAAAAUCUUUUGAAGAAUCCUAGUAGUGGGAAAUGUUUACAGCUGAAAGGAGACCAGCUGCAGAUGGACCAAUGUAAUGCUGCUGACCUCUACCAGCACUGGACCUUCGGCUGACCUCCCAGUCUGCCCAUCAGGUGACCUCUGGCACCUUGUGUCCCGUUCCUCAGACUGAGCCGACAGAGCCAACUCAACAUUGAUCCAGAAGGGCUUCAUGCUGUGAAGUUUGUGGCAUGUGGCCAUACUGAGUGUACAGUUAAAGAUGGAGGACAGAGAAGAGAAAAUUGCAUCUGUUGAAGACGCUCGGGUUGGCCUUAACUUGUUUUAAAUUUAUUUAUAAGGGAAACUCAAAGACAUUUAAAGGUGGCUGGGGACUGACUGACUGUGGGGCAAUGGCUGUGAACUGCAAUGAACUUAUUUUAGUGAAUUUACACUCCAGCUUGGAAAAAUCACAAUUUAAUGACUUUAUUUUGUAUGACCAUGAAUGUUAAAAUGUGAAUAUGCACAAGUCUACUAAAGAGCAAGAUAUAUCUGUUUUUUUUAAAUAAAACUUCUUUGUUGUUUUA
Messenger RNA from Perca flavescens (yellow perch), 2601 nucleotides. RefSeq names its product UDP-N-acetyl-alpha-D-galactosamine:polypeptide N-acetylgalactosaminyltransferase 6 (GalNAc-T6) (gene galnt6). Gene Ontology annotation, biological process: protein O-linked glycosylation. The record is from RefSeq and is a predicted model, not a curated record. The transcript has 11 exons. Gene Ontology annotation, molecular function: polypeptide N-acetylgalactosaminyltransferase activity. Bases 284 to 2152 code for a protein of 622 amino acids. Lineage: Eukaryota; Metazoa; Chordata; Actinopteri; Perciformes; Percidae. Gene Ontology annotation, cellular component: Golgi apparatus.